CCGACCAGCAGCACGUUUAUGAAUAACGCCGGACCAACACCCGCCCUAGAAAUGAGGCUGUAGGUGCUGAUUUGGACAAACACGUCGGUAAAAGACUGAAGACGGCACGCCGGUGAAGUCGAGACAAACACGCUCUCUCUAUCCGCAUCCGCAGCGCACCAUGAGGGAAAUCGUUCAUAUCCAGGCUGGGCAGUGUGGCAACCAGAUUGGGGCGAAGUUCUGGGAGGUGAUAAGUGACGAGCAUGGCAUCGACCCCACUGGUACUUACCAAGGUGACAGUGAGCUGCAGCUGGAGAGGAUAAAUGUCUACUACAAUGAGGCGUCAGGAAGGACAGGCAGCAAGUUUGUCCCAAGGGCCAUUCUUGUGGACCUGGAGCCAGGAACCAUGGAUUCCGUUCGCUCUGGGCCAUUUGGACAACUUUUCAGGCCUGACAACUUUGUCUUUGGUCAAAGUGGAGCGGGAAACAACUGGGCCAAAGGUCACUACACUGAGGGAGCUGAGCUGGUCGACUCCGUUCUGGACGUGGUGAGGAAGGAGUCCGAGAACUGCGACUGCCUGCAGGGCUUCCAGCUCACGCACUCUCUGGGUGGAGGCACAGGCUCAGGGAUGGGCACGCUGCUCAUCAGCAAGAUACGCGAGGAGUAUCCCGACCGCAUCAUGAACACCUUCAGCGUCAUGCCCUCCCCGAAGGUGUCCGACACUGUGGUGGAGCCGUACAACGCCACUCUUUCUGUCCACCAGCUUGUGGAAAACACAGACGAGACCUUCAGCAUCGACAAUGAGGCCCUGUACGACAUUUGCUUUCGCACCCUGAAGCUGACCACACCCACCUAUGGAGACCUCAACCACCUAGUGUCAGCCACCAUGAGCGGUGUGACCACCUGUCUCCGCUUCCCCGGCCAGCUAAAUGCUGACCUCCGUAAGCUGGCCGUCAACAUGGUGCCCUUCCCUCGCUUGCAUUUCUUCAUGCCGGGCUUUGCCCCUCUCACAAGCCGAGGCAGUCAGCAGUACCGUGCCCUCUCUGUGCCAGAGCUCACACAACAAAUGUUUGACGCCAAGAACAUGAUGGCAGCCUGUGACCCCCGUCACGGACGCUACCUCACUGUGGCGGCCAUCUUCCGGGGCCGCAUGUCGAUGAAGGAGGUGGACGAGCAGAUGCUGAGCGUGCAAAACAAGAACAGCAGCUACUUCGUCGAGUGGAUCCCAAACAAUGUCAAGACCGCCGUCUGCGACAUCCCGCCCCGCGGCCUCAAGAUGUCGGCCACUUUCAUUGGCAACAGCACAGCCAUCCAGGAGCUGUUCAGGAGGAUCUCGGAGCAGUUCACGGCCAUGUUCCGCCGCAAGGCCUUCCUCCACUGGUACACCGGAGAGGGAAUGGACGAGAUGGAGUUCACAGAGGCAGAGAGCAACAUGAACGACCUGGUGUCAGAGUAUCAGCAGUACCAGGACGCCACAGCGGACGAGAUGGGCGAAUACGAAGAGGAUGAAAUAGAGGAUGAGGAAGACGUCCGCCAUGAUGUUCGCCACUGAUUCUAAUAACACUGAUUACAGUGACCUGGCAUUUUUGAAUGAAUUCCCUAAGUCCCCGCCAAUAGUAAUUGUUGCUGGGCAGCCAAAACCACGCUAGUGAUGCAGGUGUUCGACUACAUAUUGCAUUGUGCGGAACAUGAUGAAAUACAGUAUAGCUGUUAAGCAAAUCGACAAAUACACUGCAUAUAGAAAAAAAAAAAGCACGACUGGUGUCACAAUUAAAACAUGUGCAACUGUUAUAUUGUGUGGUUUUCAAAGUCACGUUUUUGCCAGUGUCGAAGAAGUAGUAUGGUCUUGUCCUAAAUAUUUUUGUAACAUUCUCUUCAAUGUGCACUCACUCCCUCAAGUCUCUAAUAAAACAUCCACUCCUCUCA
Molecule: messenger RNA, 1905 nt
Organism: Solea senegalensis (Senegalese sole)
Lineage: Eukaryota; Metazoa; Chordata; Actinopteri; Pleuronectiformes; Soleidae
Product: tubulin beta-2A chain-like
Exons: 5
Coding region: 161-1531 (456 amino acids)
Biological process (GO): mitotic cell cycle; microtubule cytoskeleton organization
Cellular component (GO): microtubule; cytoplasm
Molecular function (GO): GTP binding; GTPase activity; structural constituent of cytoskeleton
Source: RefSeq, a predicted model, not a curated record